Messenger RNA from Hydra vulgaris (swiftwater hydra), 2810 nucleotides. Its product is annotated as AP-5 complex subunit beta-1. The record is from RefSeq and is a predicted model, not a curated record. Gene Ontology annotation, cellular component: AP-type membrane coat adaptor complex; lysosomal membrane. Gene Ontology annotation, biological process: endosomal transport. NCBI's taxonomy places the organism in Eukaryota, Metazoa, Cnidaria, Hydrozoa, Anthoathecata, Hydridae.
UAGCUAUGAUAGUUUUGCAGUAUGAAUUAAAAACAGUAUAAUUUGAUAAUUAGAGUGUUUAUUUGAACAAAAUAUAAAAGAUGUUAGAGGAAGAUUGGGUUAAGAAAAUAGCUGAUAUCAAUAGCUCAUGUGAUUAUUUUGUUGAUGAAAAAAAAAAAGAUGAAUUAUUUUGUGAUAUACUCAAGGACUUAUUUUCUGUCAAUAUCAAAGAAGAUGUUAAAAUACAAAUGGUUUGUCUAUUUGAACAACAGAUGGAUAUACUGUUGCCAGAACCUGCAAAAGCUGAGCAUGCGUUUGGAUGUUUUUAUAAUGUAUUUUGUCAAACUGAUAAUACCUAUGUUAUUUUUAAAUCACAGAUUUUGAUAACGAUGACUGUGAUUUGCACCAAUUUUAAUUUGAAAAUUUUAUCAACAGACAAUUUCAAUAAGUUUAUCACACAGUUGUUUUGUAUAAAACCUUAUCAAUUUCCAUAUUUGGUUGUCAAGACGUCAUGCGAAUGCCUUCAGAUAAUAGAGCAAUGUUAUGAGGGUUCAACAAUUGAUUUUUUUGAUGUUGCCUACUCAUUAGCCAAAAAUGAAUCAAGUUUCGUGUUAAGUAGCUACAUGGCUCUUCUUGGAACGAUAAUUGAAAAUCAAAAUUUGAGAAUUAACAACCAUGAAAUGAAAAUAGGACCAGAAAGAAUACAGUCAAAACACUUACCUGACAUGUUGGAAAAAUGUUUACUACUAAUCAAUGAUUGUACUUGUUACAUGUCUCCCACUGGUUUGGUUCAACUAUUAAAGAAGAUACUACCAAUACUUGGGAAAAAAAAAAUUGCUCAAUCAGUUUUUAUAUCACUUAUGACAUACUGUAGUCAAUCUUUCAAUAUACUGCUCAUAUGGCUAGGAAUGAAUAUUCAGAAAUGGAUAAAAAUAAAAUCAUGUGAAAAUUCUGAUGUUUUUAAAAUAAAUUUGAUGAUGCUCAUAUCUAUGCCACAGAUAUCUAAGCUACAUUGUUCAUUACUGUUAAGUUUGUUAGAGCCAUACCUUCAUAUACUUCCUGAAGACCAAAAGUUAGAUGCUUCAAACUUUUAUAUUCCUUAUGUUCAACCUACAGCUUACAUGAAGCUUGACGUACUGUUUCAGCAACGUAUAACAACAUUCUUUCAACUUUCUUCAUUUCUUUCUCCAAAUAUUUAUCAAAAAAACUAUUCUGAUAUUCUUAAAGUAUUGUUUUUACAUUCUCAAUACAUUUUAACAUCAAAAGAAAGAGAUGUUUUGUUUCAUGCAUUGUGUAACCUCUACAAAAUAGAAAAUGAUGAAAUGAAAGAACGCAUCACUGGUUUCAUGGAAGAAUAUGCUGUUUAUAAUGUUGAAGCUGUAGAGAAUGUAAUUGAAUUUUGCGAAAUCAUUAAAGUUACAAGUUAUGAGUCUAGUUGUAAAUUAAUGAAAAUGCUAACUGAGAGGUUUUUGAAAAUUGAUGCAAAUUACACUGAAGAAAUUCUAUAUUAUUACUUAAUAUUGUUUGAAAAAAUGGUUCUUCUUAAAGAAAUUAGUCCAUUGGCAAUACUUAAAAAACUUUCAGAGUUAAGUUUAGUGUUUAACAGAUGCAAAUGGGAUAUUGGCAACAUGUUUUUGACUAUAUGUUCAAAUAUUUUGAUUACUCAUUCUCAACCACAUAUUAUUUAUGAAGUUGCAUCUUUGUUGUGGGACAUAUACAAUGGUUUUAAAAAUAAACAAAUUCAGGAUAGAGCUCUAUUCUAUUACUUGAUUAUUGGAAAUGUAUCACCAACGUUAUUUAGCCAAACUUUUAUAUCUUCUGCUGUUAAUGAAAGUUUUGAGGAAGCCGAGACUUCACAAGAGGUUUCCACCAUCAUUUCUCAAGAAGUACUUUCACCAAAAAGAGCAACAACUGAUUUCCUUUCAUUUUCUCUUGUGGAGAAUGAUGAUAACACGUUGAUAAGUGAAAAUAUAUUCAAGAUGCCUCAAGAUUCCUUUGAAGAAUAUAAAAAGGCUUUGAUGUUGGAAGAAUAUAGAAGAAGCAUUUUUCAUAAAUUUUUAAUUUAUUUUAAUGAGAAAAGCAAUCAAGAUUUACAAGAUAUAUUUGCUGUUGAAAUUGUUUUCAUUACAACAGACUCAUAUGAUAAAGUUGAGAGUGCUUGUUGCCCAUAUCUCUCAAAAAGUAAUAAAAAAGGUGAAGAAGUUAUAGUUAAGUUUACACCAAAAAAGCCUCAACCAGUUUGUUUUGUUGUAAAUGCCUCUUAUAUUGACGCAAAUAGCAAUUGUUAUACAACUCAAUUGGAUUCCAUCCAAUUAAAGUUUCGACAUUUAUUUAUGCCAUUACCUUGCAUUGCUGCUUUCCAGUAUAGUGUAAAAGGUUUAUUUGAUGCUUUGUGGCUUGAUAUUGAAAAAAAUCAAUCUAAAACGAGCGAAAAAAUAUUACAGAAUAACAAUAUUAUAUCAGUAAAAUAUAUGUGCAAUCUAUCAUCAAUGAUUUUAAAGUUAAAAUUAGAGCAGUUCAUUACAUAUGAAGAUGCGACCCUUAUAAACGUUGGUAUACACUUACCUCCUCGUAAUCAUGUGCUUUUCAAAUUUGAGUUCGGUGAAAGUUGUUUAGUUCGAAUUGCAACAGACGACUAUACUUUACUUGACGAAAUCGAUGAUUAUUUAGAAACACUUAAACUUCCAGAAUAAGUUUUUUAGUUCCUGUUUAUAAAAAUUUUAACUUUUGUCUUUGUAUGUAGACAUUUUUGUACAAAAAAUCUUUUUACUAUCUUACGAAACCAAAUCUUCAUGAACAUGUGUUGGCAACAUAUGUUUAUACUUUAAAAA